CAUGCGCAGUGGGCGUGCUCGCGCCACCGCCCAUCAGCUGAGACUGGCCGCUCCGGGCAGUGGGCCCCCGGGUGAGCGCGGCUGGGGGUGGCGGAGGAAGCCCGCGAGGUCAAGGUGACUCCUAUAAAACCAGAUAGCCUACUUGCAUCUGAUGAAAUCAACCAGUCAGCCAACCAGCCAUGUCUUACACUCCGGGGAUUGGUGGGGACCCUGCCCAGCUGGCACAGCGCAUCUCCUCUAACAUCCAAAAGAUCACACAAUGCUCCGUGGAAAUACAGAGGACUCUGAAUCAACUUGGAACACCUCAAGAUUCACCGGAAUUGAGGCAACAACUGCAGCAGAAGCAGCAGUAUACCAACCAACUUGCAAAAGAAACAGAUAAGUACAUUAAAGAGUUUGGCUCUCUGCCCAGCACCCCCAGUGAGCAGCGUCAAAGAAAGAUACAGAAAGACCGAUUAGUGGCAGAAUUCACCACAUCAUUAACAAACUUUCAGAAGGCCCAGAGACAAGCUGCUGAGAGAGAGAAAGAGUUUGUUGCCCGAGUGAGAGCCAGUUCCAGAGUAUCGGGUGGUUUUCCUGAAGAUAGCUCAAAAGAAAAGAAUCUUGUAUCCUGGGAAAGCCAAACACAGCCUCAAGUACAGGUCCAAGAUGAAGAAAUCACAGAGGAUGACCUCCGGCUCAUUCAUGAGAGAGAGUCUUCAAUCAGGCAGCUGGAAGCUGAUAUUAUGGACAUUAAUGAAAUAUUUAAAGAUUUGGGAAUGAUGAUUCAUGAACAAGGCGAUAUGAUUGAUAGCAUAGAAGCCAAUGUAGAAAGUGCCGAGGUUCACGUUCAACAGGCAAACCAGCAGCUGUCAAGAGCGGCAGAUUAUCAGCGCAAAUCCAGGAAAACCCUCUGCAUCAUCAUUUUUAUCCUCGUGGUCGGAAUUGUGAUCAUCUGUCUGAUCGUGUGGGGACUGAAAGGCUGAUCCCUGAUUGAAGCUGUGGCCGUGGGUGACGGCAGGAUGGGGUGUAAGCUGUGGACGACGGCAUGUUGGUGUCUGAGCCAGGCAGGCUGACUCUUGAGAUCACUCUCUCCAGUAUUUUGAGGCUGUUGUGUAAAAUGAUGGUUCCACACUUUACCAUUUUUACCAGGGUGGGGGGAGGUUCUUUCGGAUUCAGUCUGAUAUUUUCUAAUACCCAAGGCUUUUCUAAAUACCCUUGCUGGCACAACUUCCCUGCUUUUUAGUUCAACAACUGUUGCGUUUUGCUCACGUUGUAUAUGCCUUUCAUUUAUAAUUUAUUUAUAUUGUUUGACUGAGUUUUGGGGAUUACUUGAUUGGGUGUAUACUCUACCUGCACCUCUGUCACUGUGUAACAUGUGUAACAUGAUUGUGUUAUCUUAUUUAAAAAGAAAACCCAAGUUUAAAUUCCAUUUGUCCAGUAAAUGUUCUCAGUAGGAAAGAAACCCUUAACAUACCUGUUGGUGAAAUGUCUUACCCCCUGUGGUCCACGGCAGUGCAGAUCAUUAUUGCUCUUUCACUAUUGGAUUGUUCUUAUCGUCUCUGAAUAAAAUCAGUGAAUCUUUCCCCAAUAUGUAUAUAUGCAUUUAAUGGGAUUGCAUAGUGAAGAUAGUAAGGAUAGCUAUGUUUUUCAUAAGGGCUUUUUAAUUCAGUGAAUACUAAGGAACGUGUAAUAACUGUACUGUUCAGUGAAAGGUGGGAGAAGCAUGUGAAGAACCCCGCAGUAUCUGCUCUGUUCAGAUGCUAAAGGUUCCUGUUUCUUCCUGCACUGAGCCACUUUUGCCAGCGGCCUGGAUUGGUGGCCGUUAUGAACUUCCCGGUGUCCCACAGAACACCGCUUACACAUGUAUCUGUGGGUCCUGUCUUCACAAAGUAAUGCUCUCACAGGUACAGAUUUGGGGUUUCAUUUUUAUAUUUAGUUUUUACUUACGUUUUAGAGUUUACUUAGAUGCCUUUUUUUUAAUUAUUCUUCAUUCAAAUAGGAAUCAGAUGUCUUAUCUUUUUGAAUCAAUGUUUUAAUGCACUAAUAUGAAUGCUGUAACAGGGCUUAUCUUAGUUUAUUGUUUGUUUUAUAAUGUUCUUACACAGCAGUUUGCUAAUGAUGGCACUAUUUAAUGUGGCUCUGAAACCUUUAAAUGGGAACAAGUGAAAUAUUAACAAAAUAAUUGUAUCUUUGCAAGCAGAAUAAAGAUGAUUCUGGAGAUGUCUGCU
Messenger RNA from Mastomys coucha (southern multimammate mouse), 2210 nucleotides. It is a transcript of the gene Stx7, whose product is annotated as syntaxin 7. Gene Ontology annotation, molecular function: SNAP receptor activity; SNARE binding. Gene Ontology annotation, cellular component: synaptic vesicle; membrane; endomembrane system. The record is from RefSeq and is a predicted model, not a curated record. The transcript has 10 exons. The coding region runs from base 180 to 965 and encodes 261 amino acids. Lineage: Eukaryota; Metazoa; Chordata; Mammalia; Rodentia; Muridae. Gene Ontology annotation, biological process: vesicle-mediated transport; intracellular protein transport; vesicle fusion.